Molecule: messenger RNA, 3916 nt
Organism: Nomascus leucogenys (northern white-cheeked gibbon)
Lineage: Eukaryota; Metazoa; Chordata; Mammalia; Primates; Hylobatidae
Gene: ERAP2
Product: endoplasmic reticulum aminopeptidase 2
Biological process (GO): proteolysis; peptide catabolic process
Cellular component (GO): cytoplasm
Molecular function (GO): metalloaminopeptidase activity; zinc ion binding; peptide binding
Source: RefSeq, a predicted model, not a curated record
GCUGCCCCAGGACCGAAAGUGAAAGUGCAGCCCGGGGAGCGGCAGGCGGGCGCGGAGCGACGCUUCGGCCAGAGCCCUAGCGGCAGGCAUUUAUUUCACAAGAUUCUGCUGCCUAAGGUAACCUGAGCAUGUUUCCAGUUCUUGCAGCCUUACAGAACCCAGGGAAUCCACCCGUCUCCAUCCUUCCUCAGUAGGUGACAGGCCCAUCUAACUGCUGUCUAGCCAGUCUUCUCUAUUCCUGUUGCUUUUUCCUUUGCUUCUGUCAACAAGGAGAUUAAAUUCAUAUAUUGAAAAUAUUGUUCAGACCCCGUGUGACAUAACUGGAGCCAGUGCAGUGCUAUGAAGAACUACGAGAUUAGCCUGAAUAUUAACUUGUCUUCUAGAGAAUAGAUUUCAUGUUCCUUUCUUCUGCAAUGGUUAAUUCACACAGAAAACCAAUGUCUAAUAUUCACAAAGGAUUUUACUGCUUAGCAGCCAUCUUGCCCCAAAUAUGCAUUUGUUCUCAGUUCUCAGUGCCAUCUAGUUAUCACUUCACUGAGGAUCCUGGGGCUUUCCCAGUAGCCACCAAUGGGGAACGAUUUCCUUGGCAGGAGCUAAGGCUCCCCAAUGUGGUCAUUCCCCUCCAUUAUGACCUCUUUGUCCACCCCAAUCUCACCUCUCUGGACUUUGUUGCAUCUGAGAAGAUCGAGGUCUUGGUCAGCAAUGCUACCCAGUUUAUCAUCUUGCACAGCAAAGAUCUUGAAAUCACGAAUGCCACUCUUCAGUCAGAGGAAGAUUCAAGAUACAUGAAACCUGGAAAAGAGCUGAAAGUUUUGAGUUACCCUGCUCAUCAACAAAUUGCACUGCUGGUUCCAGAGAAACUUACGCCUCACCUGAAAUACUAUGUGGCUAUUGACUUCCAAGCCAAGUUGGCUGAUGGCUUUGAAGGGUUUUAUAAAAGCACAUACAGAACUCUUGGUGGUGAAACGAGAAUACUUGCAGUAACAGAUUUUGAGCCAACCCAGGCACGCAUGGCUUUCCCUUGCUUUGAUGAACCGUUGUUCAAAGCCAACUUUUCAAUCAAGAUACGAAGAGAGAGCGGGCAUAUUGCACUAUCCAACAUGCCAAAGGUUAAGACAACUGAACUUGAAGGAGGUCUUUUGGAAGAUCACUUUGAAACUACUGUAAAAAUGAGUACAUACCUUGUAGCCUACAUAGUUUGUGAUUUCCACUCUGUGAGUGGCGUCACCUCAUCAGGGGUCAAGGUGUCCAUCUAUGCAUCCCCAGACAAACGGAAUCAAACACAUUAUGCUUUGCAGGCAUCACUGAAGCUACUUGAUUUUUAUGAAAAGUACUUUGAUAUCUACUAUCCACUCUCCAAACUGGAUUUAAUUGCUAUUCCUGACUUUGCAUCUGGAGCCAUGGAAAAUUGGGGCCUCAUUACAUAUAGGGAGACGUCACUGCUUUUUGACCCCAAGACCUCUUCUGCUUCCGAUAAACUGUGGGUCACCAGAGUCAUAGCCCAUGAACUGGCACACCAGUGGUUUGGCAACCUGGUCACAAUGGAAUGGUGGAAUGAUAUUUGGCUUAAUGAGGGUUUUGCAAAAUACAUGGAACUUAUCGCUGUUAAUGCUACAUAUCCAGAGCUGCAAUUUGAUGACCAUUUUUUGAAUGUGUGUUUUGAAGUAAUUACAAAAGAUGCAUUGAAUUCAUCCCGCCCUAUCUCCAAACCAGCAGAAACUCCGACUCAAAUAGAGGAAAUGUUUGAUGAAGUUUCCUAUAACAAGGGAGCUUGUAUUUUGAAUAUGCUCAAGGAUUUUCUGGGUGAGGAGAAAUUCCAGAAAGGAAUAAUUCAGUACUUGAAGAAGUUCAGCUAUAGAAACGCUAAGAAUGAUGAUUUGUGGAGCAGUCUGUCAAAUAGUUGUUUAGAAAGUGAUUUUACAUCUGGUGGAGUUUGUCAUUCGGAUCCCAAGAUGACAAGUAACAUGCUCGCCUUUCUGGGGGAAAAUGCAGACGUCAAAGAGAUGAUGACUACGUGGACUCUCCAGAAAGGAAUCCCCCUGCUGGUGGUUAAACAAGACGGGCGUUCACUCCGACUGCAACAGGAGCGCUUCCUCCAGGGGGUUUUCCAGGAGGACCCUGAAUGGAGGGCCCUGCAGGAGAGGUACCUGUGGCAUAUCCCAUUGACCUACUCCACAAGUUCCUCUAAUGUGAUCCACAGACACAUUCUAAACUCAAAGACAGAUACUCUGGAUUUACCUGAAAAGACCAGUUGGGUGAAAUUUAAUGUGGACUCAAAUGGUUACUACAUCGUUCACUAUGAGGGUCAUGGAUGGGACCAACUCAUUACACAGCUGAAUCAGAACCACACACUUCUCAGACCUAAGGACAGAGUAGGUCUGAUUCAUGAUGUGUUUCAGCUAGUUGGUGCAGGGAGACUGACCCUAGACAAAGCUCUUGACAUGACUCACUACCUCCAACAUGAAACAAGCAUCCCCGCACUUCUCAAAGGUCUGAGUUACUUGGAAUUGUUUUACCACAUGAUGGACAGAAGGAACAUUUCAGAUAUCUCUGAAAACCUCAAGCAUUACCUUCUUCAGUAUUUUAAGCCAGUGAUUGACAGGCAAAGCUGGAGUGACGAGGGCUCAGUCUGGGACAGGAUGCUCCGCUCGGCUCUGUUGAAGCUGGCCUGUGACCUGAACUAUGCUCCUUGCAUCCAGAAAGCUGCUGAACUCUUCUCUCGGUGGAUGGAAUCCAGUGGAAAAUUAAAUAUGCCAACAGAUGUUUUAAAGAUUGUGUAUUCUGUGGGUGCUCAGACAACUGCAGGAUGGAAUUACCUUUUAGAGCAAUAUGAACUGUCAAUGUCAAGUGCUGAACAAAACAAAAUUCUGUAUGCUUUGUCAACGAGCAAGCAUCAGGAAAAGUUACUGAAGUUAAUUGAACUAGGAAUGGAAGGAAAGGUUAUCAAAACACAGAACUUGGCAGCUCUCCUUCAUGCGAUUGCCAGACAUCCAAAGGGGCAGCAAUUAGCGUGGGAUUUUGUAAGAGAAAAUUGGACCCAUCUUCUGAAAAAAUUUGGCCUGGGCUCAUAUGACAUAAGGAUGAUCAUCUCUGGCACAACAGCUCACUUUUCUUCCAAGGAUAAGUUGCAAGAGGUGAAACUAUUUUUUGAAUCUCUUGAGGCUCAAGGAUCACAUCUGGAUAUUUUUCAAAUUGUUCUGGAAAUGAUAACCAAAAAUAUAAAAUGGCUGGAGAAGAAUCUUCCGACUCUGAGGACUUGGCUACUGGUUAAUACUUAAAUGGUCGAUAGACAAAGUAGGCCGGGCGUGGUGGCUCACGCCUGUAAUCCCAGCACUUUGGGAGGCUGAGAAGGGCGGAUCACGAGGUCAGGAGAUCAAGACCAUCCUGGCUAACACGGUGAAACCCUGUCUCCACUAAAAAUACAAAAAAGUAGCCGGGCGUGGUGGCAGGCGCCUGUAGUCCCAGCUACUCGGGAGGCUGCGGCAGGAGAAUGGCAUAAACCCGGGAGGUGGAGCUUGCAGUGAGCCGAGAUUGCGCCACUGCAUUCCAGCCUGGGUGACUGAGCGAGACUCUGUUUCAAAAACAAAAACAGAAAAGAAAAGAAAAGGUACAUCAGACAUGACUGCCUGCAUGAAGUCAAACAAGGUAACACCAGCAAAGCUCAAGUCAAGAGCUGUGGAUAUUUUGUCUAACCAACAAGAAGUCUCAAGAAAUCAGACAGUGCAGCUGCCUGCUCUCAGCUAUCAUAACCAGCCAAAAAAUGCAUGAUGAUGGAGUGGUGGGGGAAGUCCAGUUCAGUAUCCUAUUUAAAAGUAAACUUCCUGAAUAAUGGAUAUAUGUGGAGAUACACACAUAGAUAUAUAGAUAUAGCUGUAAUUAUUUAGCCUCAAGUGACUUUCUCCAUUGCUUCACGCUA